GUCUCGCUCCAGAGGCUGCGAAUGGAAGCGGUGGCUUGACGGAUCCUCCCUCCGGCCCUCUCUAGGAUGCUCACGGGAGGCUGACUGGGUGGGCUGGUGGUGAUCUGAAAGUAAACAUGGCGGCCGCGGCGGCUGUUGCGCUGCUAGCCGAUGCUAAGGGAGGCGGCGUAGCAGCAUCCGCCGGAGCUGGCCUGAGGACCGCGUCCGAGUGAGCGGCGCGGGGCACCCAGUUGCCUGUAUUCCCCUUAGCCCAGCCUUGUCCUGCCUCGGCCGAGAUGGAGGCGGUGGGGGCCGGGGAGGAGAGCGAGGAGCCUCCCAAAGAGGUCCGGAUCCUGGGCUCGGAGCUGGUGGAGAACUACACGGUAUAUAUCAUUCAAGUCAGCGUCGGGAACCAUCAGUGGAUAGUUAAACAUCGAUACAGUGACUUCCAUGACCUACACGAAAAGCUUGUUUCUGAUAAGAAGAUAGAUAAGAAUUUGCUGCCUCCUAAGAAGAUCAUUGGCAAAAAUUCCAAAACCUUGGUGGAAAAAAGACAGAAGGAACUGGAAAUUUAUCUACAGACUCUCCUUGUUAAAUUUCCCUUAGCUGCACCCAAAGUAUUGUCACACUUCUUACACUUUCAUUUCUAUGAAAUCAUUGGGAUCACAGCAGCGCUGGCUGAAGAACUUUUUCACAAAGGGGAACAGUUGCUGAUGGCUGGAGAAGUCUUUACCAUUAGACCUUUGCAGUUAUAUGCUGUUACUCAACAGCUGCGUCAGGGAAAACCUACGUGUGCAAAUGGAGAUGCCAAAACUGAUUUGGGUCACAUCCUGGAUUUCACAUGUAGACUCAAAUAUUUAAAGAUAAAUGGCGCAGGUGGACCUUUUGGAACAAGUAACAUUCAGGAACAUCUUCUGCCUUUUGACCUAUCGAUAUUUAAAUCUCUUCAUCAGAUACAGAUAAAUCACUGUGGAGCAAACCUUGUUAAAGGGCUGACAACUUCAAAGAAUACUUUAGCAACACUGAGUGUUCAGUUUUCAGCAACUUCAAUGAUGGAGGUCCUAGUGCCUGAGGCCUUUGAAUUUGACCAGUGGGAGCCUGAAGGUGCACCUUCAAGUCAUCCUGUGACAGCAGUUAUUCCAACCUGGAAAACAUUAACAACUUUAGAUAUGAGUCACAAUAGCAUAUCGAAAAUUGAUGAUUCUGUGAAACUGAUGCCGAAGAUAGAGUUCUUGGAUUUGAGCCACAAUGAUGUACCUCUAGUGGAGAACUUGCAGCAUCUCUACAAUCUCGUUCAUCUGGAUCUGUCAUACAAUAAACUUGUGACAUUAGAAGGCAUUCAUACAAAACUUGGGAACAUCAAAACUUUGAAUUUAGCAGGGAACCUUCUAGAAAGGCUCUGUGGCCUUAACAAACUGUACUCCUUAGUGAACCUGGAUCUUAGCAACAACAAAAUAGAACAGAUUGAUGAAAUAAGGAACCUAGGAGGACUCCCAUGUUUAGAAAAAGUGGUCUUAUCCAAUAAUCCUCUGAGCAUUAUUCCCGAUUACAGGACCAAAGUAUUAGCUCAGUUUGGUGACAGAGCCUCAGAGGUCUGUUUGGAUAAUACUAUAACCACUGAAAAGGAGCUUGACACUGUAGAAGUAUUGAAGGCAAUCCAGAAAGCAAAAGAUGUCAAAUACAAAAUGAAUAACUCAGAUAAAAAGAUUACUGAGGAUUCCAAGCUUUCUGCUGCCAGUUCAAAAUCAAACUGUUCUUCUCUCCCUAUACACUCUUCUUCUCCUUCUCUGCCUCAUCCUGUCUGCUCCAGUCAAGGAAUAACUUGCAGAAAAGCAGCUCCAGCCAGCAGUUUUUCAUCAAGUAGUUUGACUCCUCAAAGCCAUACAGUUACCCAAAGAUGCUCUGAAAUACUAGAAGCAGGAAGCAGAAGUCAGGUACCUGCUUCAGAAUUUGACAUUUCUAAAGAAAAUGAGAAUACCCAUCACAUGUGCUUGGAUCAGUCAGAGGAAGAACCUGAUGCCUUGCCUGACCCUUUCAAUACUGUUAUCCUACCUUUUACUUGUAUGUCGUACACUGCCACAAACCAGGAUUUUGUGCAGCACCUCUCUGCCUUGAUAGCAGAAGCUGUGGAAACUGCGGACCCUUUCUUGGCGGAAAUUCAAAACACAGGGAGCCUUUUGAGUGAUUCCAGAAUUACAGACUCUGAAGAUGGCUACUUUGAAAUGGGACUUCAUGAAGGAGACCGCGUAUUAGAGUUCACCACUUGUUCAGAUAUUGUCGCAACCUCUUCUGACAGCACAAAAGCAGAGCAAGAUCACAUACUCAAAGUCCUCUGGAGUUUUUCAAUUCAGGUUCAUAAAGAACUCAGGCAGUUUGCUUCCUGCUUGGUUUUGACCCAUAGUGUGGUAGCUGUAUUUGAGAUUCCUCAAGACUCCAAAGGAAACUGCCAGCAUAUUUUUUCUGCCUUGAAACUAGCACUGUGUUUUCCAUAUUCUGACCUCUCAGAAUUUGGCUUUUUAAUACCAGAAAUAUGUCUGAUGCUCAAGUUAAAGAACAGCGACACCUGCUUAUUGGUAGUUUCAGAUUCUCAGAAUCUGCUAGAUUUCUAUUCCUGUUUACAUAGGUGGUGUUCUCAGUGCUGCAUGCCUGUUUCAGCAAGUUCCCUCCUGUAUUGUGGCAAAGCGAGUUUGCAAGAAUUUGUCUACCAGCUGAUGGGAUUUUAUCACAUUUCAUCUGAAAACACAGAAAUAAAAGGAUGUUUCCCGGUGUAUCUUUUCUGCCAUGAUAAUGCCACUACUGAAAAAGCUUUGUGUCAGGCAGAAAUAGCCAGUGGUGACAAAACUUAUCCUAAAUAUAUUGGUGGCUCCAAUCUUUAUUCAGCAGUUUCUAAAUCUGCUGAAGAGAGCCACUGUAUGUUCCAUCCCUGUUGGAUAUUUCUAACACCCCAGCACCUGCAUAUAGUUCAAGUUGACUUUACUGUGUUGCCAGGUGAAUACAGAGAGACCAAGGAUGCACGGAGCAUAUUCAACCUGAGCAGGAUUCCCCUGGCUUCUGUUCUUUUGCAUCCUACCAGUCAUUCUAUUCAGCAAGAAGGCUCAUUUUCAGAUGGGCAUAUGCUAGAAUUCCUCAUUGGCUACAAAUUCAUCACAGCAGUGUUUGUGCUACCUCAUGAGAAAUUCCAUUUUCUAAGAGUCUAUAGUCUUCUGAGGACACUUCUGCAAGACAUCAAAACUAUAAUGAUAUUCAAAGCUUCCAGUAAUGCAGAAUCAGUAAGAAAAUCUCUCUCUGACUUCAAGAGGCUUGGCCAAAAUGCAAGCUUUUCCAAGCCUCAUUUGCCAUUUUCAUCUCUCUACCCAUCUGAAUUUCUGAUGCACAAAAUUACUGAAGAAAAUCUGAUACCUGUGCACCUUCCAGUCUCUUCAUGUCUUCAGUAUGUAGCUGGGCUAAAGGAAAAAGCCAUUAUGGAAUUUUUCCAUUGCAGCAUUGCUGAGGUGGAGAAUGAAGAGCUGAGGCAUCUCAUGUGGUCAUCUGUUUUGCUUUACAAAAUUCCUGACGUGGAAGUCACAGCUUGUGUUCUACUCUCAACUAAAGCUAUUUACUUUCUGUUGGAUGAUAAUGUGAUUCAUUCCAGUGAGCAUCCUUUGGAUUUUUGGAACAAGGGUCCAUUUGAUCAUAAAUUUAGCUCCUUCCAUCUUUCUUGUUGCUUAGUUAUAAAAUUGAAUGAUCUGCACUCUGUAAACAUUGGCCUUUUUGAUCAAUAUUUUCGACUUACUGGACAUUCAGCAGAACAUAUAUUAACUUGCCUAACGAGAGACAGUUACAGUACUCAUGCCUUUAUUCAGCACCUCAUGGCAGUGCUCUCAUUGCUGGCAAGGACACCAUCUCCAGAACCAGUGGACAAGGAUUUCUACUCUGAAUUUGGAAAAAAGAAUAAAGGUAGAAUAAUUCCAAAUGUUGUUAUAAUAUGAGUGAUGGGUGCAAUGACAUGUAUUUCUCAGAGAAGAUGCCAUAGAUGCCUCUGAAAAUGCCAGCUGUAGUAUUGGGUAAAACAUUGGGAGCAAGAACUGCAGGACUGGAAAACCCACAUAGCCCAUUAGGGAGGUAUCCUUCUGCUUUUCUUUCAGAAGGAAAAAAAAGAAUCUCUUGGCUUGCUCGUGAAGUAGGGAGUUUUCAGGUUUUUCUUUGGCAGUCCUCCCCCAUUACAAAGUCUGAGAGAUUCACUGCUUUUCUUGCAGUUUGGGAUGUGGGUCAGGAACCUUGAAUUCCUUUAUUACUCUAUAGAAAACAUGAUGUAGUGAUUAAGGUGUUGGACUUGGCUCCAUGGAGGUUUGCUUGGAUGACCAUGGACCAAUCACACACUCUCAGCCUUCAUCCUGGCUAGUGUUUGGAUGGGAGUCCUCCAAGGAAUACCUGGUUCAUGGAGGCUAGCAAUAGCAAACCACCUCCUAUCGACUCGCCUUGAAAACCUGUGGGGUUGCCAUAAGACAUCUGUAAAUUGAUGGCAAAAAACUCUCUAUAGGUGGUCACCGGAUAUUGAUGUGGCCAAGUAUCUCGUGUCAAUAAGAACUCCCUUUCCUCUUAUUAGUGUCAUCUACCAUUUCGUCCUUUCCCAGGCUUUGUGAGUGUAGCUUUGCUUCUGCUUUUCUUGAGAGUAACUGCAUUCUAAAACUGGGACUUGAUGCUACUGGAUGAGCACAAGAGGGUCUCCAUUGGACCGGAUCUAACAGGGUUUUAAUUGGACCAUUUCUGCGUAGGCAAUGUAGUGGGUCCUUCUUUGGUAGAAGCAUAUAUAUGAAGCAUUAAAAAAUAGCAAACAGUAGGGCAAAUGUCCAUAAAAUUCAGAAAGAAAGGGUGAAAUGUAAUUGUAUAAAUCAAGGAAGUACAGACACCAUUCACAAGAAUAGUAAAGGGCCAUUUCUGUAGUUUUGCAAAAACAAUUGAAAAGUUUUAUUAAGGUAGCUAGCACCUAUGACUAAGGAAACCCAAGGCCUUAUUCAGCGUUCAGAAGAGAUUGUACAAAAUCUUAUGAAAUCUUUAAGGUGCAACUAGCCUCCUGUUUAUGUUUGCUGCAACAGAUUAACACAGCUACCCUCUGGAAUUUUUAUAUUUUUAAUAUGUCCUUAUUUUUACAUUCUAAAAGUCUUGAUUUGCAUUCCGAAUCAAAAUAUGAACAACUUUUUAAAAUCUGGACUUCUAUAAAAGAAAGAUAUUCAUAUUUAUAAGAAGCUAUGUGUGAUCUGUCACUACAAAUAUUGCCAAGUAUAUUCCCCUACCUUCUUAAACAGAUUCUGCAAGUAGCUGAGCUGAUUCUGCAAUUCACUGGAGACAGUGAAGCAGAAAUAAGCAGGGAAAGUAAAGAGAUGAUUUCACAGUAUCCUGAUUUCACCGGAUCUGAUUAUUAAUUGUUUCGAUUGCAUGUAUUCAUUUGUCAGUUAAAAAGCAAGCUUGUUGAACCUUUUAAUGGUCACUAGGUUUCUUUUAGAAAUUUCCAAAAUAUCGCUAUUUAGCAUCAUACUUGGCAUUUUACACAGCACUUCCUAGAUUUCUGAGUGCCUCCAUAGAUCUUUCAACAGUCCUGUCAAAGACUAAGAAAUACAAAGUAUAAGUCAAAACUAUAACUUUUGC
Sphaerodactylus townsendi is the source of this 5604-nucleotide messenger RNA. It is a transcript of the gene NISCH, whose product is annotated as nischarin. Lineage: Eukaryota; Metazoa; Chordata; Lepidosauria; Squamata; Sphaerodactylidae. The coding region runs from base 276 to 3947 and encodes 1223 amino acids. The transcript has 21 exons. Gene Ontology annotation, molecular function: integrin binding; phosphatidylinositol binding; protein kinase binding. The record is from RefSeq and is a predicted model, not a curated record. Gene Ontology annotation, cellular component: cytoplasm.